Molecule: messenger RNA, 843 nt
Organism: Mesorhabditis belari
Lineage: Eukaryota; Metazoa; Nematoda; Chromadorea; Rhabditida; Rhabditidae
Source: the annotation of a GenBank genome assembly
AUGAAAAUCCAUUCAAAAGCCCUUGAGAUUCUCUAUUACCAUUUAAUCGCUAGUUCUAAAGAGAAAAAGCUCGCAAAAUUAUCAUUUCUUUUGCACUUCAACCCUUCUGGUUUACGCCCAUCGAAUUUCCCAAAAUUUACGAUGACAGAUCUCACGGAAGCGAACAAAAUCAUCAAUAAGCUUGAGAACCAGUUACGUGAAAAAAAGAAAGUUUUUGAGGCGAGCGGCGAAGUUCAAAAAAAUUUGGAUGCACUCGAGAAACAAACCGAUUAUCGGAUGGAAAAGAUUCGUGUCUUGAUCGAUAAGUCUCGUCACAAUUGGAGGGAGCAACUCGACAAAUUGGACGAUGAUGAGAAAAUACGACUUCGAAGACAAGAAUCAGCCAGCACAAAGCACCCGAUUUCCUCUUUAAACUCGAUGAAUCGCCUGGAAUUUCACAUGAACGCCGUCGGAAACAAAGUCAACAAAGUCGACAAAGCGUGCAAGUCUUUGCCUGUCCCAAUGGAACAUGCGCUUUUUGGUCUUAACGAGAUUGCUCACGUGUACAAUGAUGCAAACACAAAACUCGACUCAAUGCUGCAGACAAUUCACACACUCAAAAAGAUGCCCGAGUUUUACAAUUCUGCUCCACAACCAGGCGGUUUACACAUGAAAGAAGACAUCGACUAUGCACUGCACGUGCUCGAAGCUUUCAGGACAAAGAUGCGAAUUUCGACAUCCGAUUACGAUCAUCGCGUGAAAGAAGCAGCAAAUGAGCCGGGAUUUCAAUUGGAUGUCGACGAAACGACUCCAUUCAGCGUCGUCUCUGAGGAAUCUCUGAGGAAAGUCGCUAUCAACAAGACU